Molecule: messenger RNA, 2949 nt
Organism: Symbiodinium sp. CCMP2456
Lineage: Eukaryota; Dinophyceae; Suessiales; Symbiodiniaceae
Source: the annotation of a GenBank genome assembly
AUGGAAGCUGCUGAAGCCGUGGUGGUGGGCGUCCGGGUGAGGCCCUUCAACGACCGCGAGCGGGGUCUGAAUGCGGUGAAAUGCAUCGACAUGGAAGGGCCGACCACCCUCAUUCGAAACGUGGACACGGGAGACGAGAAGACGUUCACCUUCGAUGAGUCUUUUUGGAGUCACGAUGGCUUCGAAGAUGAUGGCACUGGAUACCUUAAACCCGUACCCAACAGCAAGUAUGCCGACCAGAGGUAUGUGUUCGACCGCUUUGGCCAGCGCGUUCUGGACAAUGCCUGGAACGGCUUCCACUGCUGCCUCUUCGCGUAUGGGCAAACAGGUGCUGGCAAGAGCUACUCUAUGGUCGGUUAUGGCAACAACAAAGGAAUUGUGCCGAUUUCAUGCGAGGAGAUUUUCCGCCGAAUCGGGAACGAAACCGACAAGAACAAGAGGUACGAGGUCACGGUCUCCAUGAUCGAGAUCUACAACGAGGCGAUCCAGGACCUGCUGAUCGACCCCUCGCUGAGGCCCAAGAAGGGCCUCGAGGUGCGAGAGUCCAAGGCUCUGGGCAUCUACAUCGAUGGGGUCAUCAAGAGACCUGUAGAGUGCUACGAGGCGAUCGAGACGACCAUCGAGGAGGCGACUGAACACCGCACCGUCGGCUCCACUUUGAUGAAUGCGACCUCGAGCCGGGCCCAUACGGUGCAGAUCAUCGAGUUCAAGGCCAUCCGGGACGGGUCUGCCACGGUAUCGAUGAUCAACCUCGUAGACCUGGCUGGAAGCGAGAAGGCCGGUCAGACCGGGGCGACUGGCGAUCGGCUCAAGGAGGGUUCGCACAUCAACAAGUCGCUGAGUGCCCUCGGCAACGUCAUCGAAAAGCUCGCCGAUGAGAAGAAGAAGAAUGUCGUCAUCCCUUACAGGGAGUCCAAGCUCACCCGCCUGCUGCAGAAUGCCCUGGGGGGCUCCAGCAAGACGAUCAUGAUCUGCGCUUUGUCCCCGGCCUCUUCGAAUCACGAGGAGACCAUGUCGACCCUGCGCUAUGCAGACCGCGCCAAAAAGAUUAAGAAUCACGCGGUGGUCAACGAGAACCCCCAGGAGCGGCUGAUGCGAGAGCUUCGCGAAGAGAACGAGAAGCUCAAGAAGAUUUUCCAAGACAUGGCAGGUGGCGCGAUGCCCGAUGCCCAGUCCAUCAAAGAAAUGGGCGCCAGGCAGCAGGAGAUCGCGGCCAUCGAGGCGGCUUUGGCGGAUCAGAACAAGAGCUGGGCCGAGAAGGUUGCCGAGGCCAAGGAGCAGCAGGAGGCGGCGCGCAGCCGCCGGAGGAGCUCCCUGCGCGUGGGUGACACGCAGCCGAUGCUGGUCAACCUCAAUGAGGACAAGACCCUGACUGGCCGCAUUCGACACCCCUUCGUCGCCACGCGCAACACCAUCGGCGGAGUGGGAGGCGACGACUCCGAUAGCGACUCGGACUCGGACAGCGACUCCGAGAGCGACGACAGCGAAGGCUCGGCAGAAGAAGUAGCUCAGGCGGAGGAGCUGCUUGAGUUUCCAGCGGCUCGGGAGUCGCCGCCUAACAUCGAGCUGGGUGAAGGCGUUGCCAGGAACCACGCCGUUGUCUUUACUACAAAAAUUGUUCAACCACCAGCCACAGUGAUGCGAGAAGUGGAGUAUGUGAGAAGGAAGAGGAGGAGGCUGAGUGUCCGAUGGAACGACGUGGUUAUGGGUCUGAUGCUGGUGUGUUGCGUUUGCCCCGGCAUCAGCCUAGACGGUCUUACAACAGCCGCGGCGGGGAUACACCGCACCUUAUCUGCAAAUUCGGGCGGCACACUGCAGGAAAUGCAAAGAAAGAACAAAGACCUCCGAAAGGAUCUUGGGAGUAUUCCAUGGCCCGAGCUGAAGUACUUUACGGCAAACGGACGCACCUACAGCUUGCCCCUGCGAGUCGAGAGCAGAGAGCUGUCGCAUCGGCCGGCGAAUGCCAGGCUGGAGUACUUGGCCGGCUUCUUCGACGGGGAUGGCUGCGUUAGUUGUGUGACGAAUCUGUCCGGAUGCAGGUUGAGGGUGAGCCAGUCUUUCGAUCAGGCGGAGGUUCUCAUGCUCUUCCGCGAGACAUUGGGUGGGAGCAUCAUACGCGAAUGCGGCGGGCUAGGUUUGAGAAAACCGCAACUUCAGUGGUGUGCAUGCGGCCAGUCUGCGCGAAGAGCAGCCAUGCUCCUGGCAGCGCACAGCAUCACCAAGCAAAAGCAGCUCUUGUUGGCGGCCCGAUGGCCCGAUUCAAAACGCUGCAGAGAGGAGUGCAAAGCCACGCUGCAAGCUCUUAAGAAAAACGAUUCAGCGGUUGCUGGGCCGUGCAGCUGGAGCUACUUUACCGGCUUCUUCGAUGCAGACGGGUAUAUCAAGCAGGAACUUGGAGGAGCCUCGCUGGUAUUGAAAGUGGUGCAAAAACAUCCUCGAGUGCUGCGGAGUCUUCGUGAUUUCUUGGCCACUACAUCAAGCAUAGAUGCAACGCUUGGAAAGUCGAAAGGACACGCAUAUCAACUGUGGGUUUGCGGCUUGUCCAACUGCAAGCAGAUACUUCAACAUCUCUUGGACUCCGGAUUACAUCGCAAAGCGAAGCAGGCGCAGCUCGCUUUGAGCCUGACGCCGGAGAAUGCGGCUGCGGUCAGCGCUGAGCUUGAGGGCCUCACCGGGAACCAACAGUUUGGGAAGGCGUUGGACGCUGCAGGCCAAGAGCGGGCGAGGACGAUCGGUGCUUUGCGAGCGCAGGCUGGGCGUUUGCGCCAACGAGGACUGGGCACAGAAGCUGAAUCCAAGCUGCGCAAGGUGCAGCUCGAGGUUGCGCGGCUCAAGCAGGACCACGAGCUGCCCCAGGCAUGUGACGAAACCGUGGAAGGAAGUCAUCGUGCAGAGCAGGGCGUUCGAGGCGAAUCCAUCCUCUGGGUUCCUUUCAACUGGUCACUGUAA